Molecule: messenger RNA, 249 nt
Organism: Botrytis fragariae
Lineage: Eukaryota; Fungi; Ascomycota; Leotiomycetes; Helotiales; Sclerotiniaceae
Exons: 1
Coding region: 1-249 (82 amino acids)
Source: RefSeq, a predicted model, not a curated record
AUGUCGAACAGUGCGCUCCCAAGCAUACUUCCGCCCUAUCUCCCCGGAGAUCACGCACAAUGGACUACCAAUGGCAAUUACCUAUACGUCAUAAUACGAACGAACCGAAUUGAAGGUACUCAGGGGUUUGAGUACAUGGUUGGGCCUCCUCCAUUCUCGACUAGUGAAAUGGUGAUGAGCAGGGCUAGGGAGGAAGAUUUGAAGGUUUUUAUUAGGAACAAAUCAUCUUCGGGAGAUCAGGAGAUUUGA